This is a messenger RNA of Porites evermanni, 459 nucleotides long. The record is from the annotation of a GenBank genome assembly. Lineage: Eukaryota; Metazoa; Cnidaria; Anthozoa; Scleractinia; Poritidae.
AUGAAUUGUUCUGGUCGAAACCAUUCCUCGCAGAAGAAGACGUGGAAAUUUAUCCUACAGUUGAACUUUGAUGUGAUUAUCACAGUCGCUGCUUUGCUUGGCACCUAUUUGGUGCUCAGAGCUUUUCACAAAUUUCAAAAUCUGCGAACUGCGUCCAACAUCAUUCUGGUGAGUUUUUCCAUCGCUGACGGUUUACUGGCGCUUUCCCGAAUUCUAGACAUCAUUCAUUUGAGCAUAAGGUAUAAUGCUAAGUGUCUUUUACAUGUUCCUGUUCUUAAGGAGGUAAGCAGAACUUUCACCUUCUUUCUCGUUUCGGUCAUCAUUCUUCAUCUCGCUUUAACGAGUGUGGAGCGUUUCAUCGCCAUCAAGUUCGCCUUAACAUACCACACCAUAGUGACCAAACGCCGAUCGCAGUCUUUUCCAUCGCAUUGUGGCUGUGGGCUCUGGUCGUUACGAUAG